Molecule: messenger RNA, 570 nt
Organism: Mytilinidion resinicola
Lineage: Eukaryota; Fungi; Ascomycota; Dothideomycetes; Mytilinidiales; Mytilinidiaceae
Exons: 1
Coding region: 1-570 (189 amino acids)
Source: RefSeq, a predicted model, not a curated record
AUGGCAGAGAAUAUGAGCCGCACGGCAAAGAACACAUCCGCAGUUGCCGACUCUGCCAAAAGAAUAGCCAAGAACUCGGACGCUGUCACCAAACGUAUCAACGGCGUUCAAAUCAUCAGCAAUUCACUAGUUGAUCGCGUCGACUAUCACAUGAAGUUCACGCAAGCUGCUAUCGUCGGCCUCGCAAUCGAAGUACAUCAAGGUUUAGAAGCGCUCAAGAAAAUCGGAGCAAAGCUGGACGGCAUCUACGAAGAGAUGAUGAACUCGAAUGGUAUAAAAGUCCAAGGGAGCGGUGGUCCAGACGGAUUUGCCCGGCAUGUGUAUGACUUUGUCGAAGAGGCCACAGAACAGCCAUCGGACAAGCACAGGUUCUUCGUCUACCACCCGGACACUGACUGGUACCCGGCAUUCCGGAGACUGUUUAGACGGAACCCGCUUCCCACAACGUUCUGCGCCAAAUCAGACGACCUGGAUAAGCUGUGCGUCCUCAUACUGGAAGCGAGGAAGAAUUUGAUCAAAGAGAGCGAUGACGGAAAACACGUCGUCUUCCAUCUCCUUGUCCCAGCAUGA